Messenger RNA from Diatraea saccharalis (sugarcane borer), 366 nucleotides. Lineage: Eukaryota; Metazoa; Arthropoda; Insecta; Lepidoptera; Crambidae. The record is from the annotation of a GenBank genome assembly.
AUGCAAGUGGAAUGCUCGCACUGUGGACCGAAACACUGCGACGACCUUGCAAGCUGCGAUGGCGACAGAAACGCUACUUCUGGUUGUGGCAAUCACUGCGGCAACUACUGUUCCGACUACAAAGAAGUCAACAAGACCUGUUUGACUGGUUGUAGAGGCAACAGCUGCGACUGUAAACCUGGAUACGUGUAUCAUGACACUCUGUUGAUCUGUGUUCUACCAACAGAUUGCUACCUAUUGUCCCGACGUUUCACAACUUUAGUGAGUUACAAAUCGAUGCCUCCAUCUGGUUCUGGGAAGAAGGGUCCUGACAGUGUGACAACCAAGCGAUCUUUAUUAGAUAGCAAUGCCGACAUUUUUUUCUAA